GAAGAGUGGCUGUGCCUGUCCAGUGGCCAUGAAAGAUUGUCCAACUAAAGCAGAAGUAAUCCUACAUGGUUUUGACAGCAGCAGAGGCCACAACUUCCAAGUCAGAGCCGAAGCCGGCGUGAGAUGAGCCGCAAUGGUCUCCUCCAUGAUCAGCAUCACUGUGUAACCCUGCUCCGCCACAUUGGAAACAGUGGCAAAGUCAGUGGUAGCAGGAUUGGUACUACGCACCAAAAAGGGCUAUUUCCAAGACCUUGAAACCUCAUGGGGGGGUCUUGCAAAAAGGGGAGAGGCUUAAAAGUCUGGGUUGGGUUGUGGCUGGUCAAAAAUUGGUCAUCCAGUUUCAACUGGGCCUGAUUUUGGAUUGGCUCCCUGUCCCAUUCUAGCACCAGCUUGUCUACAGCAUGAGUAAUCACAUCCAGUAACUCAUUAUUAGAUGGGGAAGUGCGUUUCUCCUGUCUGUUUGGAGGGACAAAACUGCACAAAUCACCCAUGAGCUCCUCAGAAUCAGAGGCCGCUGUAGACAGCACAUCAUCAUAAAAGAAAUCAAAUUAUGAGCUUCCGGGGUAGGCCGCAAAUCAUCAACAAAAAUAACGGGGUCCACGCAGCGAUCGUCUAACACAUGCAAGUGGCUCGGGAAGAGAGAAAGAAAGGGAGAAAAUUCCAUCUGCUCACCCUCUAUGUGCUCCGGCUAGUAAUAGUCACCCCAUGCAUCCAUCUCAUGUGGCACCUCGGCAACUGCUAAAGACGGAAUGGUGGAGGACAGUGGAGUGGCCUUCUUUCCUCAGAAAAGAGGCAAGCCUUGAGCAUAAAACUUUCAAACGCAGGCCAUCUCAGUGUCAGCAGUCAGAUAGGCCGUUAAGUGCCGCCUGAGCAUGCUGAAGGCCCAAACAUUGCUCAUGAAACUUUGUGUUCGCUUGGAAAAAUGUUGUGUUCUUUGCGAGUGGAUGCAAAGGUUCCAGAGGGAACGCAAACAUUUUGUGAGAGAACGCAAAAUCAUUGACAUAAUUUUUUCCCCAUCUCAUAUUUUUUUCUUCACCAUGCCACUUUAGGGUCUCCAUAGUACUGCUGUUUUUUUUCCUUCAUAUUUUAAUGAUAUGUAUCGUGAAAGCGCUAUACAAAUAAAUGUGAAUUGAAUUUAAUUGAAUUUAAAGAAGAUAUUGGCAAUGAGCAGCCGCAUGCACAAGGUUAGUCAUUUGCAUAAAACACGCUCAAGCCAUCUCCAUAUAAGGGCUUUCCGCACAUGCGUUCCUUACAGCCUUUCGUCACUCUCGUCAAACAUGCCGCUGUUUGCAGACGCGCUCUUGCCCGAUCCUCGAGCAAUGCCAAGUGUGCCAUUCUCACCACUUCUCAUAAUAAACACCUUUUAUACAGGCCCAGAUUACAGACCUCUUAUUAGCCAGCUGUACAUGCACGUAUAUCUGCUUUAUUCAGAGAAACCUCACAGCUGACAAUAUAACGCAGCUUUUAUUUUACAGUUUAAAAAAAAAAUAAUAAUAAUAAUAUGAUAGAAUGUAUUCAUGAUUGAAUUAAAUUGUAUUAUUUAAUAAUUGUAUUAUAUAAUUUUAUAUAUGGAUUAUAUAUAGCCUACAAUUAAUGCAACACUUCAAUAUAAUUGUUACAACAGAGACGGCUUGGAGGCAGAUGUAAAAGCAAUGACAAUGUUUUAUUGAGUUCAGCAGAGUAAACGGUAAGUAUGAAGCAAUGAUGGAAGUUUGGUGAGUUGAUAGAAGAAGUGAUACUGUCCUUUUGUUGAUUGCAGAUGGUAUAUAGAGAAGCACGCUGGAGACUAAAGACUGGGAACACUCACACACAGUUGGAGAAGCACACGGGGGAGACUGGAGACACUGGAGACGAUGGAAGCAGGUAAUUAGCAGAUUGGAGUCCUUAAGUUACGUUGCUGGACACUAUGUCUGCUCUGGGAGACCUUGGCUGGGAGGCCUACCCGGCUGAAGGGUGGGAGGAAAUCAGUGUGAUGGAUGAGAGGAACACCCCCAUGCGCUCCUACCAGGUGUGUAAUGUGAUGGAGGCUAAUCAGAACAACUGGCUACGCACGCGCCACAUCCCACGAGAUGGAGCGCAGCGCGUCUACAUCGAGAUUAAGUUCACCCUGCGUGACUGCAACAGUCUGCCCGGAGUCCCUGGCACCUGCAAAGAAACUUUCAACAUGUACUACUACGAGUCCAACAACGCCAACCUGUGGUUCAUCAAGGAGAGCCAGUACAUAAAGAUCGACACCAUCGCAGCCGACGAGAGCUUCACGCAGACCGACGUGGGCGAUCGUGUCAUGAAACUAAACACGGAAGUGAGGGACAUCAGUAACUUGAGCAAGAAGGGUUUCUACCUGGCUUUCCAAGAUGUCGGAGCCUGCAUCGCUUUGGUGUCCCUGAGGGUCUUCUAUAAGAAGUGUCCUCUUGCCGUUCUGAACUUGGCCCAGUUUCCCGACACGGUGACAGGGGGAGAUUCGGCUCUGGUGGAGGUUAGGGGAUCUUGUGUGAACGACUCUGAGGAGUUUGAGGCGCCGAGGAUGUACUGCAGUGGAGACGGUGGAUGGCUGGUGCCCAUUGGACGCUGUGUCUGCAAGCCAGGCUUCGAAGAGAACAAGGACUUCUGUCAGCCCUGCCGGCCAGGCACCUACAAGGCCUCUUCCAUGGAUGCCUACUGCACCAAGUGUCCUCCUCACAGCUUCUCCCAUCAGGAGGAAGCCUCGGAGUGUUCCUGCGAGAAGGGGUUUUACAGAGCUGACAUGGACCCGCGCUCAAUGGCCUGCACCCGGCCUCCAUCUGCAGCCGAGAACCCCAUCUCCACCCUAAACGACACCUCUGUGACACUGGAGUGGAGUCCUCCGAGAGACAGCGGCGGGCGAGGAGACGUCACGUACAGCGUCCACUGCAGGAAGUGCGCCGGCGACGGCAAGACAUGCAGCCCCUGCAGCAACAGUGUCCAUUUCAUACCUAGACAGUUUGGCCUCUCGAUCCCUAAAGUGUUGAUCACGGAUCUGCUGUCCAACACCAACUACACCUUCAGCAUCGAGGCGGUGAACGGGGUGUCCGAUCUGAGCCCGACGCCUAAACAACAAGUCACUGUCAACAUCACCACCAGUCAGACAGUGAAUGUGAUCCUGAAAGAGAGGAAGAGUAAAGACAGCAUCACACUGGCCUGGCAGGGACCCGACAGACCAAACGGAGUCAUAGUGGAGUAUGAAGUCAUCUACUAUGAGAAGAACCAAAGAGACCAGAACUACACGGUCCUGAAGACCAAAGCCCACAUGAUGACAGUGGAGGGCCUGAAGCCAGGCACCACCUAUGUGUUCAGAGUGAGGGCGCGCACUGAUGGAGGCUACGGCAGCUACGGCGGAGAGAUCGAGCUGGAGACCAGUCAUGAAGAUAUGCUGGCCAUUGGAGACCCUAACCAGUCCACAAUCCUCGCCGUGUCCAUAGCCGGCGGCAUUGUGCUCCUUAUCUUCCUGGUGGCGUGUUUUGUAGUGAGCGGACGACAUUGUGGCUACAUCAAGGCGAAGCAAGAUCCAGAUGAAGAAAAAAUGCAGUUUCAGAACGGGAGAGUGAAACUGCCUGGAAGCAGGACGUACAUUCACCCCCACACUUACGAGGACCCAAAUCAAGCCGUCCGAGAUUUUGCCAAGGAAAUCGACGCCUCCACUAUACGGAUAGAGAGAGUUAUAGGCGCAGGUGAGUUCGGUGAGGUCUGCAGUGGCCGUCUGAAGCUCCCCAGCAAGAGAGAAAUCUACGUGGCCAUCAAAAGUCUGAAGGCGGGAUACUCUGAGAAGCAGAGGCGGGACUUCCUGAGCGAGGCCAGCAUCAUGGGUCAGUUCGACCACCCCAACAUCAUCCGACUGGAGGGAGUCGUCACCAGAUGCAAGCCCGUGAUGAUUAUUACAGAGUACAUGGAGAAUGGAUCGUUGGAUACUUUCCUGAAGAAACACGACGGGCAGUUUACGGUCAUCCAGCUUGUGGGGAUGAUGCGCGGCAUCGCUUCAGGAAUGAAGUAUCUGUCCGACAUGAGCUACGUCCACCGUGACCUGGCGGCACGCAACAUCCUGGUGAACAGUAACCUGGUGUGCAAAGUGUCCGACUUCGGCCUGUCCAGAGUGCUGGAGGACGACCCUGAAGCUGCGUACACCACACGGGGUGGAAAAAUCCCCAUUCGAUGGACGGCUCCUGAGGCUAUAGCGUACAGGAAGUUCACCUCAGCCAGUGACGUCUGGAGUUACGGCAUCGUCAUGUGGGAGGUGAUCUCGUAUGGAGAGCGGCCUUAUUGGGAGAUGUCUAAUCAAGACGUGAUUAAAGCUAUAGAUGAGGGUUACCGGCUGCCCGCUCCGAUGGACUGCCCCGUGGUCCUCCACCAGCUGAUGCUGGACUGCUGGGAGAAGACCAGGAGCGAACGGCCCAAAUUUGGGCACAUCGUCAACACCCUUGACAAACUCAUCCGCAACCCCAACAGUCUGAAAGAGCUCGCCAACAGCUCCGUCUGGGAAGACCCCAUCACCCCAGAGUUCAGCGUGAGUACGGUGGAUGAAUGGCUAGACGCCAUCAAUAUGGGCCAGUACAAGGACAACUUUGCCAGCGCGGGCUACGUUUCUCUAGAUUCCAUACUGUACAUCAGCAUGUGCGAGUUAAGCAAGAUGGGCGUGACUCUGGUGGGGCACCAAAAGAAGAUUCUCUCCGCCGUCCAGAGUUUUCACGCACAGGGGACUCACGUGCAGGUAUAACCGCCUGAGAGCGCACAGACUGAGAGAGUUCCCAACUGCUCCCACGACAGUCCCUUCAGCAGCUUCACCGUACAGUUCCCGCAUACGACCACUCUGGCUUCCGUCCACGCACGUCCGAGCUUCCUACGAGCAGAGGGACACUCCGAGACUGAUCUACAAUCGCUCGACAAGGCCACGGCAAAUCUGAUAUGAAGUAUGGUUAUUAAACAAACAAAGGAACAAUAAUACAUUAGGGAGAAUUCACAGCUUGUGCAUUUCAUUGGUGACGUUUUGCAUAUCAAAGGUCGGACUGUUGUUCAUGAAAACGAGGGUUGUUGUUUGUUUUUCUCACAUCCAUGUUUGGGAUAUCAGUCCACUAUAAAAGUCACAGUACCGUAACAGAAGAUGUUUAUAGUAUAUUUAUUUUGUCAUAACUGAGGCAAUGGUUGAGCACCGAUGGAUUCAGACGGAAAGACGACAGGAGUUUGCGUUCCUCCGGCAAAGAUGGCGACGAAAGAGGCCGCGUCAGCGCACGUGAGCACGGGACGGCAAGAUAAGAGCGUUAUCUUCUGUUUAGCCGAGAAAUAACUGCUCUUCACUCAUCUGAAUAAGAAACCGUUUGACUUCCAGAUACGUCUUAAAUAAAGUUCAUUUUCGUGAUUAUAACGCGUGCGGCACGUUCGCAUCGUCUUUACGUUUACACUCGUAGUGUGUGGCGACUUGUACUAUAGUGUAUAAAAUGUACAGUGUUGAUUUAAAAAAAGAAGAGAAAACACAAGAAAAACUAGAAUGUUUGUAAUGAUGUACUUUUAUUUAGUAUGAAGAGGAGGAAGCGGCCGUGUGGUGGCGUUCAUCACCGUCGUCUGCCGAUAAUAACUCAUCUCUGGAAUGUAGCAUGGAUCCUAAGCUUCAUCUUUGAUUGACAGGUGACAGUGACUGCAGUUUUUCACUCAAGUGGUGCUCUUAGCUGCUUGACUUUAGAUGCCUUAUUAACUGUGCAGUUCUCUCUUUUUCUCGUCCUCCCCUUAGAAAUGAUAUCAUGAAGUAUAAUGUAUAUAGUAUUUAUCAUCGCGUCACUGAGAAGCUGGAGCUCGAUGUUAAAGCCAGGCUCGACAUGUUUACCGUUGUUUUAGUCUGCCGUUUGUGGAAACGCAUUGGAUCCGCGGCGCUGUCGCGGGCGCUCGUGGUUUAGGGACGGAAGGGUUUUAAUACAUCUAUUGGGCUGAACUAAAUUCCUCAUGCUAACUUUACCGAGACUGAUUUGCUGCACUGUAUAUUUUUGUACUAGUGAGGUUCUGUAAAGUCAAAGUCGACCUGUUUUAUUUAAAUAUAUAUGAGACGGAAAUACAGGAACGGAUGGUACUGAGAGAGAAUCAUAUUUCGGAUCGUGAUUCCCUGAUGUCAUUUCUUUUAUGUCAUGAUUUGUUUCGAUGCUUCAGCGCAACACUGUAACAUCGCAAGAGCUACUCGCAAUCUGUAGGGGUUUUUCCCUCCAAAUUUCCGGCGCUCCUUUUGUUUGCUGAAAGGAUUCGAAUAUGUUGAAUAUCUAUAUACUCAAAACUAUGGAAGCUUGUUUCUGCCAUGAAAUAAAAAUGUAAUUGUGACUUUAAAACUUGAAAUUCUGACUUUAUAUCACACAUUUCUGAAUUUAUAUCCCGCAAUUUUGACUUUAAAACGCAAU
This is a messenger RNA of Megalobrama amblycephala (Wuchang bream), 6386 nucleotides long. It is a transcript of the gene epha4b, whose product is annotated as eph receptor A4b. Gene Ontology annotation, biological process: cell surface receptor protein tyrosine kinase signaling pathway; protein phosphorylation; axon guidance. The coding region runs from base 1907 to 4726 and encodes 939 amino acids. The transcript has 17 exons. Gene Ontology annotation, molecular function: transmembrane-ephrin receptor activity; protein binding; ATP binding. Gene Ontology annotation, cellular component: neuron projection; plasma membrane. Lineage: Eukaryota; Metazoa; Chordata; Actinopteri; Cypriniformes; Xenocyprididae. The record is from RefSeq and is a predicted model, not a curated record.